AUACUAGUACCAAGUCAAUUCCUAUUAUCGUACUGCUUCCACAAUCCCUAAUUCAUACAACUACUUUCCUUCUUGACCACUAUGCUGCUACAAUAACACUAACCCACUUCACAAUUAUUUCCCAGAUCUGCUUCCUUUCUCAUUUCAUUGUUUUGUGGGUAAAGGAAAAACCUUUUUGGCUCUGGAGUGAGUGAAGUCAGUUGUGAUUUUAUUUGCAAUUGUUGUUAAAAGAUUGUAUUGAAUGGAAGGGAAUUCAGGAGGGGGAGGAGGUAGCGGUGGUGGUGGCGGUGGGGGAGGAAAUGACGUGGAGCUGGUGUGCAAAACUCUGCAGGUUGAGCAUAAGUUAUUCUAUUUCGAUCUAAAGGAGAAUCCACGUGGGCGUUACUUGAAAAUUUCUGAAAAAACUUCGGCUACACGUUCCACUAUAAUUGUUCCUUUUUCAGGCAUUUCUUGGUUCCUUGAUCUCUUUAAUUACUACGUUUCUGAUGAUCAUGAUCUCUUCAGUAAAGAGUUACAGCUGGACACCAAGGUAUUUUACUUUGACAUUGGCGAGAACAGAAGGGGUCGCUUCUUGAAGGUAUCAGAAGCAUCUGUUAGUAGAAAUCGCAGUACUAUUAUUGUUCCAGCUGGAAGUUCUCGGGAUGAAGGGUGGGCAGCAUUCAGAAACAUUCUGGCUGAGAUUAAUGAAGCAUCACGAAUUUUCAUGUUACCCAAUCAGCAAAGUUCUGAACCUUCAGAGCGUCUUGUUGGGCUUUCAGAUGAUGUUGGGGCUGGCUUCAUACCUGGCCACAGUAGCCAACCUGCCCCUGCUUCUGAACUGAAUGUUGAUAGGUCAGUUGACUUACCAGCACAAGAUGAAAUAGGUAACAUGGGGGUUUCAAAAGUAAUCAGAGCUGAUCAGAAGAGAUUCUUCUUUGAUCUAGGGAGUAACAACCGAGGUCAUUUCCUAAGGAUAUCUGAGGUUGCAGGUUCUGAUCGAUCCUCAAUCAUUCUCCCACUGUCAGGGCUAAAGCAGUUUCAUGAAAUAGUGGGACAUUUUGUAGAAAUCACGAAAGAUCGAAUUGAAGGAAUGACCACUGCAAAUGUUCGCACAGUGGAUCCCCCUCAAAGAUAAAACUCUGAUGAUUUGAGUGUUCGGUGAAACAAAUACUAUGAUUUUGCAAGGUUGCUAUGCUAUAAAACAGCGUUUGAUCAGGAGUGGUGAUUGUGUUAAUUAUGUUAAUGUUAUUUUCUUCUCUUCUUUCUCUCAUUCAAGUCCGAAACAAAUAAUCCAAUCUAUCUGUUCAAUCAGAAGAGAAAUUGCUAAGCAUAUUUGGUAGAAAUAAGAGGGGAAAAAAGCCAGAUACUUGUAAUUGUCGGUUUGAUAGUGUGACUCUCAUGUUACAGUUUUAAAUAAUGAUCAUUCCUGAUGUGUUUUGCUGA
Molecule: messenger RNA, 1422 nt
Organism: Mangifera indica (mango)
Lineage: Eukaryota; Viridiplantae; Streptophyta; Magnoliopsida; Sapindales; Anacardiaceae
Product: transcription factor Pur-alpha 1
Exons: 5
Coding region: 242-1114 (290 amino acids)
Biological process (GO): regulation of transcription by RNA polymerase II
Cellular component (GO): nucleus
Molecular function (GO): RNA polymerase II transcription regulatory region sequence-specific DNA binding; purine-rich negative regulatory element binding; DNA-binding transcription factor activity, RNA polymerase II-specific
Source: RefSeq, a predicted model, not a curated record